GUGGGCAUGGUCGGGGAAGGAGAGGAGUGGUUGCUGAUCUACCAGCUCAGUAAUGAGCCUGAUGCCCGCUCCAUGGAGGUACCGGACCUCAACCCCUUCACCUACUACAGCUUCCGCAUGCGCCAAGUGAAUAUUGUGGGCACCAGCCCACCCAGUCAACCUUCUAGAAAGAUCCAGACCCUCCAGGCACCCCCAGACAUGGCCCCAGCCAAUGUGACUCUACGCACAGCCAGUGAGACCAGCUUGUGGCUCCGAUGGAUG
This is a messenger RNA of Nannospalax galili (Upper Galilee mountains blind mole rat), 261 nucleotides long. RefSeq names its product protein sidekick-2-like. Lineage: Eukaryota; Metazoa; Chordata; Mammalia; Rodentia; Spalacidae. Gene Ontology annotation, molecular function: protein binding. The transcript is spliced from 2 exons. The record is from RefSeq and is a predicted model, not a curated record. The annotation marks the transcript as partial.